Diuraphis noxia (Russian wheat aphid) is the source of this 294-nucleotide messenger RNA. RefSeq lists its product as uncharacterized. The record is from RefSeq and is a predicted model, not a curated record. Lineage: Eukaryota; Metazoa; Arthropoda; Insecta; Hemiptera; Aphididae.
AUGUUAAACGAAACUAGGCCCAAAGAUCCGAUCGAGUUUUUCAAGGCGAAUGUAAAGAUCGAUAACAUCGAUAACAGAGCCAUCGAAGAAAUGCGUCGUGCAAUCGCAGAGGCCGAAGAAAAGCUAAGGAUUCUUAGACACGACAGACUUGUGUUGACGGCUAAUUUGGAUUUGCUCGACGAGACAAUUCGAAAACCAAAUUCGGGUGUUGGGAGCACCGCGGUCAACUACGAUCARGAAGACGGCAAUAACGAAAUAGUUUCCGAAACGUAUUCUCAUUCCGAGCACGUGUAA